This is a messenger RNA of Podarcis lilfordi (Lilford's wall lizard), 7020 nucleotides long. NCBI's taxonomy places the organism in Eukaryota, Metazoa, Chordata, Lepidosauria, Squamata, Lacertidae. The record is from the annotation of a GenBank genome assembly.
GAGCCGCCCUUCGCUGCCUAGUGGCGAGAGCGCGCGGGUGAGGGCCGGAGGGCCGCCUCAUGGGCCCGCAGCGGCAACCCCGAGCGCCGCCAUGACGGCCGCCAUCGCCCAGGCUAGCCGGAGACCUUCCCCCGCCCGCUCAGCGCGCCUGCGCGGCUCUUCCCCUCCGGAGGGACUGCGCAAGCGUGGGGCGGCGCCGGGGAGGUGGGCGGCCAGGGGCACCUGGGCCCGCGGGGCUAGUGCGCAAGCGCAAAGAGCACGCGGCGGCGCUUUCCGAAAGGGGCCGUUGCUCUCUCUCGCGCGCGCUGACGUCACUCGCCACACGUAAAACGGCGCAAGCGGCGUAGCGCCAUCUGUCGGCCCGCACGCGCCGUGGUAGAAAUUUUACUUCUAUUCUCAGGCUAGAUAUAUCUCGACAGUUCUCUACGUCGUUGCUAUUUCCCCCCCUUUUUUUCUUUGUAGCGAGCAUGCGCACAGCACGUCGUGCGCCACACCACGCGGACGCCGCGCAUGCGUACGGUCCGGCAGCCGGCGCACGCGCGCUGACGCAGCUGCUGUGCCCUCCUUUACCGGUUGUCCCCUUUUCACCACCAAUUUUCCCGCCUAAGCCAGCGACGGAAGGGGAGCAUGCGCAGAAAUGCUGGCAGGACGGGGUCGAAGGUGCUGUGACAGUUGGUACAGGUGGUCAAUGGAUGAGGUGCAGCUGUGGAAGGGUGAGGCUACGCGCGUGCGCCUUGAGGGAGAGAAGGGUGUUAAAUGGGGGAGGGGGAUAAAUGGGGAAAGGCGGGAAAUUAUGAGGUGAAACGCGCACACAGAUUUAAUUUAUAGGUGUUUUUUUUAAAAAAAUAAUGCUUGUGUGUAUUUGCCUGUAACUACAUAUGUAUAAAACCAUGUUCAUUAAUUCGCUGUUUUAAAAAUAUUAUAUAUUUUUAGUUUUAUUUAUUAUUAAUCUGUUCCUAUGAAACAUCCUGAAGGUGUUUUUAAUAUAGCAGUACCUUGAUCUAUUAAUAUUACUAGUUUCAAUAUUUAGCCUCUAUGUGGCACAGCACAAUCUGACGCAUCUUUACUCAGAAGUAGGUGCCACUGAACUCAGUAAGGGAGGCAUAGAUGUUUUGGGACUACAACUCCCAUCAUCCCUGACCACUGGUCCUGUUAGCUAGGGAUCAUGGGAGUUGUAGCCUCAAAACAUUUGAAGGGCCGAGUUUGCCUAUGCCUGCAGCAGGGCAUUCCCCAUUGUAGGUAUCUUUAGGAUUGCAGCCUUAAUAUUUGCAUGGUAUACACCAUGCCUUUCAAGCAUAUGGCUUUCCCCAACAAAUCAUGGAAACUAGUUCUGCACCCCCACAGAGCAAUAAUUUCCAGCAUUAUUAACAUACUAUAGUCCCUAGUAUUCUUUUGGAGAAGCUGUUCUUUACAUGUAUGGUUGUGUAUGCAGCCUUCGAUAAUAGGCUACAAUAUUUGAAUACUUUUUAACUUUGGUAGACUUAUGGCAAGGCUACUCUUGUGCUGCGCAUCCUUGAUUUCAGUGGGAGUUAAUGCACGAGCGAGUGUACAUUGAAUUGCAGCCUAGCAGUGCACUUCCAAACAUGGCUACUCAAAUGUCAGUCCUACUGAGUUUAAUGGGGCUUCCUCCCAGGGACGUGAACAUAGGAUUACAGUCUUAACAGCUGGACAUGAUUUCUUUGUAGGAUUGAGGCUAAACUAGAGGAGAAUGUCUAUCAUCACAAUACAACUUGGUCAGUGCGGCAACCAGAUUGGUCGUGAGGUGUUUGAUACCAUCUGCACAGACUUCCGCAGUACACAUGGCUUGUGCUCCAAAAAGGAAAAUGAGUCCUUCCAGGCAGCCUGCAAAGAGCGGUUCUUCAGCGAGGAGAAACCCAGUGGUAUGACACAUACAUACAACAUACAUACAUACGUAACUUUAUUUGUAUGUUCAAACAAUGUUCAAGGCAGCUUACAGCAUGAAAAUAAUACAUAACCACAACAUAGCAGAAAUAGUCAUAAACAAUAAAACAAAACAUUAAAAAAUACACAACCAAACUGAACAGUUUCCACAUAAAUGUCCAAGUAUCUAAAAUAAAGAUACAAAAAUCAACAGCAACAACUUUCCACACCAGCAAAAAGCCAUAGCCCAAGAGUCUGUUCAGCAACCUCAGCUUUUUUUGUAGCUGGAGUCAGUCCGGGCCCCACCCUCCCAGGCCAGGUGGAAAAGGCCUUCAAGGCAGGGAGCAGGUCUUCCAGGACUCUCAGCCAAGACUGUCUGACACCGAGAAUAUGCAAAUCCUUCUCGCCUCACACCAAUCAAGAGGGCAAAUCAACAACCAGAAAUGCACCCACUUUGGGUGUGUGGAAUUCUGCAUAUGAUUGGAUAUUGUAAUAUCUCAGGGUGUUGCUCCAGGUGAAAGGUUGCACCCUUGUUGCCAUUCCACACUUAAAACAAAAAACGAAGAAGCCUGGAAAAGCAAUUUUGGUAAAGGGUGGACCAACAGGGGCAAAAGCUAGCCUCUGUACUACAGUGGUACCUCUGGUUGUGCACAGGAUCCACAACCGGAGGUGCCUGGUCUGCGUGGUGCGGUAGAGCGCUUCUGCACAUGCGGCAAAACCCGGAAAAAUACUUCCAGGUUUGCCGCGUGCGUAACCCGAAGGAUACGCAACCAGAGGUGUGCGUAUCCAGAGCUACCACUGUAUUGCAAAAAUGAAUAACAUUGGGAAGGGCCAUAGCUUUAUAGCAGAGCAACAGCUUCGAUUGUGCAAAGAGUCAGGUUGAAUCCCUGGCUUCUUCUGGCAGGGAGAGACCCUAGCCUGAAAGCCUAGAGAACUGUUGCCAGUAAGUGUAGACAAUACUGAACAAGAUGGACCAGCAGUCUGAUUUGAUAAAAGGCAGCUUCCUGUGUUCUUUUUUUUAAGUCACAAAUUAGCACCUGGGGAAUUGUGCUGCUUGUCCUUGGCAUCGCCGAAGUUGUCCAGUAGGUGUCAGUGGCAUUCACACAGCCGCCUUCCAUCAAUAACAAUGGGUACAUUAUUUGGGUGCCACCUUGAUGGAUCCCAAGUCUACAUCAUUUGACUUUUAUUUUAUUCCUUAUUAGUGCUGGCUGCCCGGGCUGUCCUGGUUGACAUGGAACCUAAAGUGAUUGGUCAGACUUUAUCAACGGCUUCAAGGUCUGGUACCUGGAACUAUGACCAUCGGUCCCACUUUUGUCAAAAGCAAGGGUCGGGAAACAACUGGGCAAAUGGGUAUGUUUGGUUUUAUCAGUGGUGCCAAAGAAAUGUAUCUCUGGAUUGCUAACAUUUAUAAUCCAGCUACAAAACGCUCCAAGCUCCUUUUUGUUCUCUUCCCCACCCCAAUUUGUGCCACAGCUACUGCGUUCAUGGGCCCAAGCACAAAGAAACAAUCAUGAACUUGGUACAGAAGGAAGCUGAGAAAUGUGACCGGCUAAGUGGAUUCCUGACGGUUAUGAGCAUGGCGGGUGGGACAGGAUCGGGUCUGGGGACGUUUGUGACAGAAAGCCUGAAAGACACCUAUCCCACCUCAUUCCUGUUAAACCACGUUAUCUGGCCCUACAGAACUGGAGAGGUGAAUGCCGUAACUCUGUGAUGGUGGGGGUUGAACCUGGAUUUGAAGCAUGUGCUCUUUCAUAGGAAUAUCAGAUGCUGCCUUAUGCUGUGUCAUCUGUCUCAGUAUUGUGUGCAUUGACUGGCAGCAGCUCCCUAAGGUUUCAAAUAAGGGGCCUCUCCCAUUCCUUCCUGUAGAAUGGUGCUGGAGAUUGAACUUGCGACCAUCUUAAUGCAAAUCAAUUGCUCUACCAUUGAGCUAUAUAGAUGGAGAAACUGUUGAUGAAGAGGAAAGUAGGGUGUUGGCAUCCUAGGAGCACUAUUCACUGCAGUUUUCUGCAACCUCCUGUAUGCAUGUCAUGCGCUCUGCUUACCCUCCACAAAGCAGUGGUGGUUGGUGCCCAUUGGACUGGUAGGGCAAAAGGCAGAGAAGCCAACAGUAGAUGGAGCCAGAGCCAAUGCCAACUACAGUGGUACCUUGGUUCUCGAACAUAAUCUGUUCUGGAAGUCCGUUUGACUUUCAAAAUGUUUGAAAACCAAGGUGCAGCUUCCAAUUGAUGCAGGUGCCCCAGAAACAAUAGCCCACAGCCGCAUCGGAUGUUCGGCUUCUGAAAAGCAUUUAAAAACCGGAACACUUCUGGGUUUUCGGCAUUUGGGAGCUGAAAUGUUCGAGUACCAAAGCGUUCGAGAACCAAGUUUCCACUCUAGUUUUGACCUCACUGCUGAGCUCUACAAAGGCAAUAAUGAGACUAGGGAGGAGGAAGAUGGCAGCCAGUGCCACUUCCUGGGCUGGAGGCAAGUAAGAAGGCAAGCAGGUGGGAACUGGCUGAGUUCAGACUCAAGUUUGUGGGGCAGCACCCCAUUUGCCGUAAUAGACCAACCUCAGUUGCCCCACGGACAGCAAAUCCCCUCUGGUGAGAUCAUCUCCAUGUGGAAAACUGUAACAUCCACGCCCUGUUUUUCCCCUGCAUUUCCAGGUUAUUGUUCAAAACUACAACUCUGUCCUGACCCUCUCACACUUGUAUCAGUCUUCGGAUGCCCUCCUGGUUCAUGAGAACGAUGCCAUCCACAAGAUCUGUGCUCAGCUAAUGAACAUAAAGCAGAUAUCUUUUCAGGAUGUAAAUCGAGUCAUCGCCCAUCAGCUGGGGAGCGUCUUCCAGCCGGCUUACUCCUCUGAAAGCGCCGCUCACUACAGCAGAAGCCCCCUAGGUAUCUGGUGUUAACUGAAGUUCUAGAGCUGUGCUCCUGCUCUUGAGGUUUUCACUGGAUUGCAAAGUAGUCCAUAUAAGUUACUAGCCUACAAACAUUCUCAUUAGUCUGUCAAGUAUCCAUCCAAGUAUACAUGCUAAGAUAAAUGAAAAGGCCAUUUUGUAAACUCAUCAGACCAGAGACCUUAUCUUUUCAGAGAAAAACAAAGUAGAUGUUCAACAUGAGCAAAUGCAGUUCUCUCUCAGACACACGUUAAACCUUCAUUUCUGUCUUGUCUCCUCCUCAGGAGAUCUAAUGGAAGCUCUAGUCCCCCACCCUGAGUUCAAGAUGCUAGGUCUCCGGAACAUUCCUCAGAUGUCCGAAAACUCCCUUGCCUACAGCACCUUUGCGUGGCCUGGGCUUCUGAAGCACCUGAGGCAGAUGCUCAUUGCAAAUGCCAAAAUGGAGGAAGGUAAGAACUGCAGGUGAACUGCAGCUGAAGCAGGUUAAACAAUGUAUACCCAGAGUUGCAUAUGGGCAGGAGGUGGUCCUUAAGACCAGGUCUUGACUAAAAUUCAGUAGGGCUGCCAGGAAUUAAAUAGAAUUGGGGUUUUUUUUUGGGGGGGGGUUCUGGCCUAAAAUUGCCUUCCCUGCUAUAAACUGGAGUAGGAAAUCUCAGGACUGCAGGAUCGUACUCCUUUGCACAGGGCACAUUCCUCAUCAGCCCUGCUGUGUGCCGUCUGGCUGGACUCCCAAGUGUUGAGACAUUCCUGUUCACUUUUCUGUUUGCAGGGAUUGAUUGGCAAGUGAGGCCUCCAGUGCCUGGACUCCCUGCAUCAGAAAAACUCUCUCUAAACAGGACAGCUCGUUUUAACACCUCCAUCGCCAACCUGGUUACCUUGCGAGGAAAAGACGUACAAAGCACGGAUCUAGGUGAGAAAUAGUUGCAGGAUGGCUGCAAUAGAAGAUUCCUCUUUUAGGUAAUGACACUGGGGGGGAGUUUUACGAUAACCACAAAGAAUGUCCUAUCUCUUACACUUGCCUGAAUGCACAGUGUAUAGUGCAUCACUGCUCUUGAGCUUCUUGAAUGGGAUGGGACAGAAGUGGAAUAAGUUAGUGACUGAUUUUUUUUUUAACACCUUGUUGAUUAUUGUAGGAGGAUUCCAAGAGCCUGCCUUGUAUACUUCCUGGCUAAACGCUCAAGAUGCCUUGACCAUCUGGAAGACACCAAGAGCUUUUAAUAAAUACGAGAAGUCUGCUUCUUUGGUCAGCAACAGCCAGUUUUUGCUGAAGCCUGUGGACAGCGUAGUGGGGAAGGCCUGGAAAAUGUUUGCUUCAAAGUAAGUGGGAGAAGACAGGUUGUCAUCUCAGACUUUGCCGUGUGCACAGGGCAUGGAGUAAGUGGAAGUAAAUAAACUAAACCAGAGGGAGAGAUGGGAAGCAGGAGUACUUCCUCCUUCAGUUCUGUUUGAGAAAGGAACUUAUUUUGGUUCCUUCUCUCCCUGAACCGUUUCCAUCCCAACUGGUCAUUAUAAGAACUUGGAAAGUUCUUGUUUUUCUCUUCCCUCUCCUUCUCUUUUUUCCUUUUGUGUUAAGUUUUUUAGAUAGUAAGCUUAAAGUAAGUACUUUUUUAUUGAUUUGUAAUUACUUUUUAAGUGAUUCAUAUGCUUCUCUAGGUGUACAUUCGGCUGAAGAGUUUGGUAAAAAUGCUAUAGAUAAUUGAAAUCUGUGGAGCAAAGUUAGUCCUGACUAACUGAACUUCUGCUGCUUUCAGUGCAAUUUUGUCGCAGCUGAUUUAAGCUGAAUUGGUGCCCCUUGCUCACCAAAACCUCUUGUUCAUUCCACACACAGGGCUUACGUGCACCAGUACACAAAGUUUGGGAUUGAAGAGGAAGACUUUAUGGACUGUUUCACAACUCUGGAACAAGUCAUUGCUAGCUACACCAACCUCUGAUUUUCAAAUUCAUCCUUGGCCAGGAGGGGGCAGCAUUAGCUGUGCAGAUCUAAAAUCCUGGCAAGAGCCCUUAAAACUGGGAAAUCUUGUGAAGAAUUGAAUGUAGCAGGAGGACUCUUUACAUGCCGUCCCAGGCAAGUGCAUCACUCCAGCCAUCUUUCAAAGACGGGAGCUUUCCAUGCAAACAGUUGCUUCUGAGGGAGUUCUAGCAUUCAGUGGGGGAUGUAGAUUGAUAACGCACAUUCAUUUCAUCCCUUUACCAGCAUAAAGACUUUGUACAAUCUAAAUGGCAUGUGUUUUGUAUAUAAAGUAAUUUUAUUUUCUGAUGA